Molecule: messenger RNA, 1710 nt
Organism: Fusarium subglutinans
Lineage: Eukaryota; Fungi; Ascomycota; Sordariomycetes; Hypocreales; Nectriaceae
Product: arabinosidase
Exons: 1
Coding region: 1-1710 (569 amino acids)
Source: RefSeq, a predicted model, not a curated record
AUGGCUCUCUACGUUGCCAGCAUCUGCAGCGCUUUGGUACUCGCAAAUCUCCUUACAUCUUCCUUGUGCAUUGCCAUUGAUGCAUCUUUAUCUAGCACAAAGGUACUAGACGCCAUUGUUAUCCCUAACUCCGACAAUGUCCGUGGCUAUCUGCAUCUCCCAACCGAACUACCGGCGUACCCAGGUCUAAACAUACAUUGGAAAUCGUCGCAUCCAGCUGUGGUGUCCGAUAAGCCUCGUGGUAGAAUUGCUGCGGGUGUCGUCAAGCGGCCGGCCGUCGGCUCUGAUGCUAUCACGGUCCAUUUGAUUGCUUGCCUCAAAUAUGGCGGCUAUCAGCCGCUUUGUCGCCAGCUUCCAGUCACGGUGCAACCAUCCGUUGACGUUGCCCAGUUCUCCCGUUACGCCAUGACAAACUUUGCAAGGUCAAAUUCCAACAUAGGCCAGCAAGUUUACUUUGCAACGAGCGUGGGGAACAAUCCGACGGCCUGGGUAGCCAACAAUGACGGCAAAGCUGUCCUUAACUCUACCAAGGGCAUGCAUGGCACCCGGGAUCCCGUGGUUGUACGCACACCAGAGGGCGACAGGUUCUUUCUCAUUGCAUCUGAUCUCAAUGUUGACGGGGUAGAGUACGGAUGGAAGGACUGGGAUUGGGCUCAAAGUGGUGCGAGUCGCUACAUUGAGGUCUGGGAAUCUGACGACCUGCGUAACUGGUCUCAACAACGCCAUGUCCUCGUGUCGCCGGAGGAAGCUGGGAUGACAUAUGCUCCAGAGGCUAUCUGGGAUCCCGAAAUCGGGGAAUUUGUUGUCUUUUGGACUUCUAGCAUGUACCCAAAAGGGACGCACUACUCCGCUGACAAAAGCGAUCCCAAUGGCCGUUAUCCGUUGACCGGAGGGCAGACAUUGUAUUCAACGACUCGGGAUUUUGUCAACUUUAGCCCUGCAAAAGUGAUGACAGCGCGAACUGGCCACGGAACGCUGGAUCCAGUUAUUAUCCCGGACGGGAAUGCAUACUACCAACGCAUAGUUUCCGACCGCAACUCAACAGGAGUAAAUCUUACUUGGUAUGGACUACCAUGUGAUUCAGAAGACCUCUACCAAGAAAGAGCACGAUCAAUCCUCGCACAGCCAGAUGGAUGGGAGCUCGUUGCAACAUGCAUCACCCAUCGCACAAUGAACACCACGUACGCCGAAGGCCCGCUGGUCUUCAAAGCAAACCAUGGGGAUCCUCGGGGCAAAGGCUUCUACAUGUAUGCAGACCAAAAGUGGGCUGGUUCGCCAUCAGGAGAAUUCAUGGAAGAGCAGUACCAACCUUACUGGACCGCGGAUGUUGGAAAGCCAGACUGGCGGCCAAUCAACUGGACGCAGAAGCCUGAUUAUGAUCUGUCACUCGGCGUCAUUCGACACGGCCACAUCUGGUCUCUUACUACCGCUGAACAUGCAGCCCUUCGCGGGGCAAAUUUACUCUCUAUUGAGAUAAUUCCCCCCAAGAAGCGCUUCUACAGAAUUGGCGAGUCUCUUGACCUCGAGGGCAUGGUUGUAUCUGCGCGAUACUCGGACGGUAUCACAGAUGACAAGUUAUUUGAGGGUUAUGGCGGAUAUUCGAUCUCUGGCUUUGAUUCCCGCAAAAAAGGCAAGCAAGCAGUUAAGGUCUCGUACUCUGUGGUUGAUAUUACCAAAUCAGCCUCGUUUACUGUGGCAGUGAAGUAUUGA